Molecule: messenger RNA, 1562 nt
Organism: Dalotia coriaria
Lineage: Eukaryota; Metazoa; Arthropoda; Insecta; Coleoptera; Staphylinidae
Exons: 2
Coding region: 110-1381 (423 amino acids)
Source: RefSeq, a predicted model, not a curated record
GUCGCGGCACUCACUCAUUCUAAUCCAUUCCAUUAUUUAUAUCAAAAGUAUACGAAUCGAAUUGAACGAACAACUUGCAUGAAAUUAAGUCGUCUCUGAAAAAUACAAAAUGUUUAGUAAAGUGUUAACGGUGUGUUUGGUACUCUACACAGUACAGGUUCUUGGUGGAAGCAUCAAACCGAAGCUCUCCCCCGAAGUUCAAAAUGUUGUUCAGCAGAUUGAUUUGAAAGCAUUACUGCUAGAGAAUGAUAUUAAGACGGCAUCAACAGAAAAGAAACAUGCUAUGGACAUGGUAAAACUCAAUACCAAGAUGGCCCUGAAGCAGUUGAAGACAGCUAUCAAAGAAGGCAAAGGUACCCUUUGUGGACAAGUUGCCAAUCUUCAAUCCAGGGCCGUUGAACAACGUGCAAACGAACUUAAAUUGUGCAACAACAAAUUGAAUCUGAAGGAACUCCAACAAGAUCUGCACGGUUACUUGAAGAAUCUCCAUGAAGAAGCUAUGCUUGUAGACAAGUACUGUGCCUUCAUCACCACAGAUUCCGCGGAGAUUGCUAAAUGUGUCACUGAUAGCGUCGCUGCUAUGGAAGCUAAGUUGAAUGAUGUUGAAACUGUGAUCAGCGUGGGUUUAGGUAAUCACCGAAAUGAGAGUGCGCAAUGUUUCAAUAGUAUUGUCGAUGAUGUUCAACUGGAGUGUGGAAGAAUUCAAUUGGAACUUGCAGAUUGUCUAAAUCCUACUACUGCUGCCCCGGUUGAGACUGAGGCACCUGCCAAGGAUGAUUCUUCAAGUAGCAGUGAAAGCAAGAGCUCCGAGAGUUCCGAAUCGAAAGAAUCUAAUGAAAGUAACUCUGGGUCGCAGGAGGUUAGCGAGGGUCCAUCGGUAUCUGAGACUGAAGAUGGUAACAACGGAAACAACGGUGGUGAGGAUGAUGAUACAGAGCAGACAUCUGAUGCUAGUAAUAACGGAGAAGAAGGUAAUUCUGGUGAAAGUUCAACUGCCGGAGAUGAUCAAGAGGGUGGUGAUAACGAUGGAGAGACUACCGUAGAUGAUAAUGAGGAAGAAACUUCAGAUAAAACUGAAACUGAAGAACCAGCAAAGGAAGAAACUCCAAAUGAAGAUGAGAAUGAGAGUGGAGAUGGAGAGGUUCCAGCUGAAGAGAAACCAGCUGAAGAAAUUCCUAAUGAAGAAGCUCCAGUUGAGGAAACUCCAAGUGAAGAAACUCCUGUGAAAGAACCUUCUAAUGAAGAAACUCCUGCUGAAGAAACCCCAGUUGAAGAAACUCCAGUUGAAGAAGCUCCAGUUGAGGAAGUUGCCAUCAAAGAAGCAGAACCCAAUCAACCCAUUGUUCUAAAAGACGAUGAUGAGAUCAACAUUGAGUACUAACUAGUCCGCCAAUCCACUCAACUGCAGCGCGCACUUGAACGCAUCAACUCGGAACCCACUAUCACUGACCUGCAGGCGUACGCAUUGAUAUUGUUAAACGUUACAAAAGUCUUGUUUCAGUUAUGGACUAAUUAGGAAAAAUUGUUAUAAAUAAAUUGUUGAUCAUUUGUUAAAAGGAAAA